This is a messenger RNA of Ipomoea triloba (trilobed morning glory), 1379 nucleotides long. RefSeq lists its product as uncharacterized. Bases 192 to 1118 code for a protein of 308 amino acids. The record is from RefSeq and is a predicted model, not a curated record. The transcript has 9 exons. Gene Ontology annotation, molecular function: double-stranded RNA binding. Lineage: Eukaryota; Viridiplantae; Streptophyta; Magnoliopsida; Solanales; Convolvulaceae.
UAGAGAGUCGGGCGUUCUGCGGAUAGAGUGUUUUCUCCGUGACUUUGAACACUCGGCUGGCUACAAUACAUACAUACUCCCUAAAAGAGCAGGCGACGUCGUAUAUGUGUCUCUCCAUUUAGAUGGCGGAAGAAGCUUUUCAGCUGCUUUUGUACUGAACUCCAAGUCUCAGCACUCAUUGGCCGGAAAGAAUGGCGUUGAUAGUGCAGCCAUGCCGAUGCGGUGGCGUCGCUGCAGCAACACUGCCCUCCUCUCUCUCCCAGUCUCCGUGCCCAUUUCCGAGACGCGUGUCUCUCCCCAAUUUGAAUUUCGUACUUUCUCCUUUACAUCAAAGCCGUAAAUUCGAAAUUUUGGCAGUUGUUAAGAGGAGCCCUAAACGUCUCAAGUACUCUACUCCUCGUUUCACUAAGGAGGAUGGUUUACUCUACCUUGAAGUUGAUCCUUCAGGGUCAGACUCUUGGAAAUUGGAUCCUGUUAUUCAACUUCUUAAAGAGGGAGCUGUAGGAGUGAUUCCCACAGACACUGUGUAUGCAAUAGCUUGUGAUCUUAGGAGCCACACCGCAAUUGAACGUUUGCGUAGAAUUAAAAACAUAGAAGCUACAAAGCCCCUUAGUAUCUUAUGCCAUUCCUUACGGGACAUAGAUAAAUAUACAACAGGAUUUCCUCGUGGCAAUGACCAUGGUUUUACGAACAUUUUUCGAGCUGUUAAACAUUGCCUGCCUGGCCCUUAUACUUUCAUCUUAACUGCAAGCAAAGAGCUGCCUAAACAAUGCACAAGGUAUGGAACUACAACGUCCAAAUAUGCGUCAAGGAAAAAUGUUGGUAUUCGCAUACCUGAUGACCCAGUGUGUCAAGCUAUCCUGGACAAGAUGAAUGGACCUUUAAUAUCCACAAGUGUCAAGUCGCCUAAAGAGAAUGAGUGGAUUCUGGAUCCUGUUGUUAUAGCUGAUGUAUAUGGUCCAGAGGGCUUAGAUUUUGUUGUCGAUGCUGGUGUUAGAGUUGCUGAUCCGUCAACUGUUGUUGAUAUGACUGGAAGUUAUCCUAAAAUCAUGCGGCAAGGCAAGGGUGCGAAACAGCCUUGGAUGGUAGCAGGUGAAGAGGAUUUUGAUGUAAAAUAACGAUGCUAAAUCCAAAUGGUGCAUGAAGUGAAAUAUUAUCAUUAUCGUGGUACUUGUGUGUGUAGGACAGAGACUUCUGACUAGGAAAUGAAAUAUUUGAAAAACCUACAUUUUGGGGUAAAUGAUUGAAUAGGAAAUGGUUCAGUUGAUAUUUUAAAGUUGUGUUGUUUCCCCAGUUGUAUGAUUGUGUAUCCUUGUAUAGGCAUUUGGAUUUUGGUUAAUGUUGGUGAGGGAAAAUAUGGAACUUAUUUUUGCUUUUCA